AUGUUACAUCACUACAAUUACUCCACGUCUCUGAGCCAUUUUCUGAGCUACCACCAGCUCGACGACCGUCCAUCCGACUCGGAGCACCAGACUCAGAAUUUAUGCGACGACCUGCAGGAGGAGGACGACCGAUGCAGGAGCAACUCAUCGGCCAGCAGCAAAUCCUUCACUAUAGCUGCUAUACUAGGUUUAAACAACGACAACAAAUUAGGUAAGUCCGUGCACUCGCCGACCGAUCUAAGUGUCGUGAACCUCUCGACGGGGGUGGGCCGCAACCCCCUGAUCGCCGACUGCACUAGAUUACAGCUUCCGGUGCAUGUUACAGCCGCAGGAGCCGUCCCCGGGAGCCACUACGGCUCCGCUAACCCCAAUGCUGCGGGCCACUCGGCCAGACACAAUGUUCGAAACUCCCUAAAGCACAUGUCUCAAUCCGUCAUGCAGCAGAGCAAAAAGAGUUGCAAGAGCAAAAGGGUGAGGACGAUCUUCACGCCGGAGCAGCUCGAGCGGUUGGAAGCGGAAUUCGAGAGACAACAGUACAUGGUGGGGCCGGAACGGCUCUAUUUAGCCCACACGCUCCAGCUCACGGAGGCCCAAGUGAAGGUGUGGUUUCAGAACAGGCGCAUAAAGUGGCGCAAGCACCACUUGGAAUUAACCCAUCAACGUCUUGCGGUUCUCAAGCAGCAGCAGCUCAUGCUCGACGAGACGCCGCCGGAUGUGCAGGAUACCAACAGCUCCGGGACGGAUACGUGAGACCCGGAGUAACUUUUCACGUCGAAACGGGGGUUAUCGAAUUUCAAGCGGGUUGGUUUCAGGUUCAAAGAUUCUUUUGAAGCUACAAGAGUUUUUGAUACGUUUCCGUGUAAUUAAAUUUGUGUAUUUAAAACAUUUUUUCAUCAUCAACAAGGAUUGCUGUAGACGUGAAAGACGAUGCGCAAUAGUUAUUUAUUAUACGAAUUUUGCGCAAGUCAGGUCUUCAGCUAUUCUUGCAUCGCUGUACCUACACACAUAAAUGUCGAGAAUAUUAUAGAUUAUUAUUUUGGGAAGAUUAGUUAAAUUUAGUUUCAUUCUAAAGAAAUAAGUAUAAAAAAUAUGUACAUAUGCUAAAAUGCGUUCUGUAAAUAUUUAAAUGUUGAAAUGAUUUUUACUGUUUUUAUGUUGAAUUGCUUUAUUAACAUUUCUCAAAAUUUACUCCACGUAGUGUAAUUGUAUACCAAAGUUUUUUCAUUGUGAUCUAUUUAUUAUCAAAUAUUAUUUCUAUUACAUUUUUAUUGUG
Molecule: messenger RNA, 1273 nt
Organism: Phyllotreta striolata
Lineage: Eukaryota; Metazoa; Arthropoda; Insecta; Coleoptera; Chrysomelidae
Source: the annotation of a GenBank genome assembly